AUGGUUGCAGAGGAGCAGCCCCCAAUCGCUGUAAUACCACCGUUGACUUCCAACGUCGCCGUGCAAAGACAGCCGAGUUUUCAGAGCAGCCUCGAGUCUGACCUGCAGCCCGAUGGCAUUCGCGUCAAGGUGGAAGACGACGGAUUCACCGCCAACGACAAGCAGCAGCAAGGAAAAACCGAGGAAAGACAAACAGGCGACGAUGAAGCCAGCAACCUUCACAUUACGAGCCUGUUCGCAGCACUACCAACAUAUGGUCCACCGACAACCGCCAGAAAGCUUCAGUAUUCGCUCUUCAAAAUCACUUCUUUCAUCCUCAGCCUGCUCUUUCUCCUCAGCAUCGUUUGUACGUCAAUGAUCGUCAGUAUCCCCAUGGCCCUCUGCAAGGCAUUCUACACAUGCACAUUCCGCAACUACGACAAAAGGCGCAUCUUCUAUGCGGAGGAGCUGCGCCGCGCCGAGACGCGCCGAGCCAAGGAGCGCGCCUGGAAGCGGCGCAUGUCCUGCGGCGACGGCCCCGUGGAUCAAGAAGGCCUGGCGCAGCGGUACCAGCCCACCGAGGGCGGCCGUGACCCUAUCAUCAGCGAUGUGGCCUACUAUGCGCGCCGAGUAGGCCUCGAUGUGGAAAAGAUCAAAGUCAAAACGGAAGACGGCUUCCUCAUCGAUCUCUGGCACGUCUUUGAUCCAUCAGAGUACACCAGCGCCAAAGACCCAGUCAGGACCGCCAAUCACCGAGUAUUUCAGGAAUCCAAGAUGCGGCUCAAGAAUCCCGAUGCCAAGCGCAAAGCACCGGUCCUGAUGCUCCACGGCCUUCUCCAGAGCUCCGGCGCCUUUUGCUGCAGCGACGAUGAGUCGCUGGCCUUUUGGCUGUGCAAGGCCGGGUACGACGUGUGGCUGGGUAACAACCGCUGCGGCCUCGACCCCCGGCACGAGGUGCUGCGAAGGGACGACCCGCGUAUGUGGUGCUGGAACCUGACCCAGAUGGGCGCCUUUGACCUCUCGGCCCUGAUUGACCGGGUGCUUCUCGACACUGACUUCCCCAAGCUGGGCCUGGUCUGCCACUCCCAAGGCACGGCGCAGACCUUUGUCGCGCUGGCCAAGGAGCAGCGGCCCGAGCUGGGCGGCAAAAUCUCCGUCUUUUGCGCGCUGGCGCCCGCCGUGUACGCCGGACCGCUGAUAAAGAACCUCUACUUUCGAUUCGUCCGCCUGCUCUCGGUGGCCUGGUUUCGUCUCGUGUUCGGGGUCCACGCCUUUAUCCCGUUCAUGAUGCAGAUGCACGGGAUGGUGCCGCCGAAAAUGUACGGCUGGCUGGGCUACCAGGUCUUCUCGUACCUGUUUGGGUGGACGGACGGACGGUGGGACCGCGGCCUGCGCGACCGCUUCUUCCAGUUUGCGCCGGUGCAUGUGAGCGCCGAGACGAUGCGGUGGUGGCUCGGCAGCGACGGCUUCGCCAAGCACAAGUGCGUGCUCGCCACCAAGGAGACGGUGCGCACAGAGGACAGGAUCGACCAGGAGGACCUGCACGAAGCCAGCAGCGGCAUCGUCCGCGUCAAGACGGAGGAGGACAUGGAGUUGCGGCGACUGUAUGGGCGAGGCGCCACGGCUUGGUACGAUGAAAGGGUGCCUCCCAUGGCCCUGUGGGUUUGCGAGAAGGACGAGCUCGUUGACGGGAGACGAUUGCUGCGCCGGUUCGGCAACGGCCGGGAACCGCACGUGAAGCUCGUCCACAGCAAGGUCGUGGACGGAUACGAGCACUUGGACGUCCUGUGGGCCAUGGAUGCUGUCGAUCAGGUGUUUGUGGAAGUGCGCGAGGUGCUGUGGAAGACGUGGACACGCAGGGAAGAAUGCAUUGUUCCGGAUGGCUGUGAGGGGGUGGCGGAAUGGCAGCCGGCAGCUAUGUAA
Molecule: messenger RNA, 1902 nt
Organism: Akanthomyces muscarius
Lineage: Eukaryota; Fungi; Ascomycota; Sordariomycetes; Hypocreales; Cordycipitaceae
Exons: 1
Coding region: 1-1902 (633 amino acids)
Biological process (GO): lipid metabolic process
Source: RefSeq, a predicted model, not a curated record